Messenger RNA from Cuscuta campestris, 1654 nucleotides. The record is from the annotation of a GenBank genome assembly. Lineage: Eukaryota; Viridiplantae; Streptophyta; Magnoliopsida; Solanales; Convolvulaceae.
GAGCCAACCCUAGGCUAAUCCCGAUACGUCUUCUUUCUCGGCGCCGCCGGCUCUGUCUCACCCAGCGCCGAUCUCCCUCUCUCCGUCUUCCUCUCUCUCUUGCCGGCUAGCCUCCUCGGCAACCAGCAGUUCCCCCCAUCUCUCCCUAUGGCAGCCGAAAAAUCAACCCCUCCCUCUACCCCUCAUCUUGCCUUCACCACCGUUUCAAACGUCAAACUCCAAGUCCCCAUAACCCUCAGUUUCUCAGAACCAAAUUACAAAAAAUGGAGUCGUCUCUUUCUCCUAUUGGUUCGGCGUUUCAAUCUCGAAGGUUUUCUCACUGGUGCAACAACCUCCACCGGCAAAGAUGAUGUUGAUUGGUUGCAACUUGAUGCUCUCAUUCAGGGAUGGAUUCUAUCUACCGUUAAUGAUGAAGUUUCGGAUCUGAUUAUCUCCUCCACCACCACUGCCGCGGAUCUUUGGAAAGCCAUUCAUAAUUUGUUUCACGAUAAUAAAGCCGCUCGAGCCAUGCAAUUGGAGCAACGCUUCUACAACACCGUCAAGGGCGCAUCCACUAUCGCUACUUAUUGUCAAACUUUGCGGAAUAUUGCCGACUGGUUAGAUGACGUAGAUGCCCCGGUGACGGAAAAUCAGCUCGUCUUGCAAACCCUACGUGGCCUUCCCGAGGAUCUUGGUUCACAGGCGUCCUUUCUGCAAUUCCAAAAACCCCCGCCGACUUUCAUGGAAACCCGAUCUGCACUCCUCCUCCUUGAAGGACAACGCCGCCCACAACUAGCUUCUGGCGACGAGGGAACUGCCCUGGCCACCCUCGGCCACGGUGGGCACGCUGGUUUCCGGCAGCAGGGCCGCGGUGGUGCACCUGCAGGCGGUGGGCAGCAGGGCGGCAGUGGCGGUGGACAGCCCUAUGGCGGACAGCUUCAUGGCGGACAAUCUCAGGGCAACGGCGGACGCGGGUACGGCUAUGGUGGACGUGGUGGACGACCGAACCGCGGUCGCGGUCGAGGUCGUAACUCUGGAUUCAACUCCCGGACUGCUCCAACGAACUUUGGACCCUGGCAAACCCCUUACCAAAACCCCAUCCCAGGCCUACUGGGCCCACGCCCCACCACCCAUCCCUUCCCUGCCCAGGCCCUCCUCACCUCCCCCACCUACCCAUAUCAGCCCACCCCUCUACCCAACUCCUACCCACAGCCCCCCAUAUACCCGAAUUCACAAAACCCAAAUCAACCCCAACCCUACACCUACGGGUCCCCUGACGGUUUAGUUUUUUUUCGGUAAGUCAACCUUCCCAAUGAAGGGUUAGUUUUCUCCGAGUGUCGUGUCUCUCGAGGAGUGGACGAAGGGAAUUAGCUAAUUUUUCUAACUAGACGAAGGUUAGGACGGGUCUGAAAGUCUUCUCUUCUCGAUUUGAUAAUAAAAAUAAACUAAAUUACUCGGUGCCUUUUUUGAAAAAAAAAUAAUAAUAAAUAAAUAGUACGGGUAUAGGACUAAACUUCGGGCCAAGGCAUCAUCUGAGUUAACUACUGUUGUCACAUAUUUAAUCAAUAAUUGGAAUAAUAAUAUUUCUGUCACAAAUAUUUCAUUAACUUAUCCUCUCUCAAGGUAUCAUUAAUGUGUUCUAAAAAGUUUGGCUUAAUUAAUUUUACAUCCUCAU